Messenger RNA from Coregonus sp. 'balchen', 8933 nucleotides. The record is from the annotation of a GenBank genome assembly. Lineage: Eukaryota; Metazoa; Chordata; Actinopteri; Salmoniformes; Salmonidae.
AUGUCUUCAGUAGUACCUGCAUUGAGCUUCGAGCAAGAGACGUAUUUGUUGAAGCUCCUUCCUGAACCUGCCCAACUUCACCUGCUCAACAAGGGUAGCCACCAUAGGUUCUACAUGCAUACGUUGAGAUCUAAAUUUGACAAAGAAGGAAGAUUUGUUGUAAUAUUGUAUUUCAAAUCUGGGGAUGUAAUGAGUAAAUCGUCUGAGAUUUACUCAUUUGCCUUCGAAAUAAACCAUCAAGAAGUAACACACUUCCCUGUUCUGGAUUACUCUAAGGCGACACAUUUUUCAAUCUCUUGUUCUAAUGGUUGCUUGAAGUUUGGGGAAUGUCUAAUGUUGUACACCAAGAAUAGAGAAAUGUGCGUGAAAUCGUUGGAUAUGAUAUAUCACCAGAGUUGGCAGGGGCCGCAGUACCUGGAUGUUGAGCUGUAUCGAGUUGGAAGUAAAUAUAUUUCUUGUACUGUUAAUUGUUCUGAUUAUGCACUAUUCAUUUUAUAUUCAAGGUGCUUGGAGGGAGCUGUCAUGAACUGAGGAAUAGGUCACAUUGUGAAUUAAUUUACGGAAUUCAUCAGGAGUAUCACACAUUAACUUUCAGCAGUCUGCUUCUGCUAUGACUGUACUUGGUAGUCUAGAAACACUAUUUGAAGGUUGUCUGAUGCAGACCUGGGUUCAAAUACUAUUUAAAGUUUUUUCAAUUACUUAAACAUAGGCUACAUUUCAAAGUACGUUUUAGGACAAAUUUUCUUUGGAAAAAUACAAGCUUGGAAAUGUAUUUGGAAAUACACUUGGAAAGUAUUGUAAUGUAUUUGAAAAUACUCAUACAUUGACAAGUGUAUUUUCAAAGACACAUUUGUAGUUGAACCCGGGUAUGUUUGGUGGUAGGGGUAUUUGAAAUAUAUUUGGAAACAAGUAGCCUAUUUGAAAAUAGAUUCAAAUAGUAAUUAUAGGAAAUUAUUUGCAAAUACUUUCAAAUACUACAAAUAUAAUUAGUUGAUUCGACCAAAUUAUUUGCAAAUACAUAGACAAUAAGUAAUUAAAAUACAAAUACUUAAAUAAGCAUGUCUUUGAACUAGGGCUGUCCCCAAAAAAUUAUAUCAAGAUAAUCGCAGGUUUUGCUGUGAUUUAAUCUUGAUUAAUGGUAAAUACCGUAUUUGCUCAAAUUGAUCUGUUAUUUAUACUGACAUCUUGAUGUUGUCUAAAGUAACAUUUACCAAAUUAGGUAAAUUGAGAAAGCACACCCCCUUUAACCUCAAUGUCAACUUGUUUUUACAUGGCAUUGUUGAUUUGAGCUGUAUAGAUUAUCUAUUUUGGAGGUUUAGAGUAUUUCCAAUGCUUUCAGACAAUUAAGAUUGCACUUAAUUACAAAAUGUUAACUCGAGUUAUAUGAUUAACUCUGACAGCACUUAAUUGAACCCAGUUCUGGUCUGAUGUAAUAGUAUGUCUAUUUCUGUGCUAUUCCAUUUCACCAGAGGGAGAGGGUCACUGAGGAAGAAUCUGGUCUCCUUCAAACCGGCCUGCCAGUCUCUGAACCGGGUCAGGGUUCUGCUGAUGGGUCCUGCUGGGUCAGGAAAAUCCAGCUUCAUCAACUCUGUCAGAUCUGUGAUGUUCGGAAGAGUCCUUCUCCUGCCUUUUAUUGGAACUGCAACAAAGGGCUUCAUCAAGAAGGUAUAGCGUAAAGAAUCUGUAAGAAGGAGUAUUUAGCAUGAUACAUACAGUGCCUAGUGAAGGUCUACACACCCCUUGCACAGUCUUCACAUUUUACUGCCUUAAAAUGUAAUCUAAAAAGGGAUCAAAUCUUUUUUUUCCUGUCGAUCUACACAACCUAGUCCACAUUUUUAUACUGAACUAAAAUAUAAAAAGUGUUUAUCCCACGUUUCAUUAGCUGAAAUAAAAUAUCUCAGAAAUGUUCCAUACGCACAAAAAGCUGAUAUCUCUCAAAUGUUGUGUACAAAUUUGUUUACAUCCCUGUCAGCGAGCAUUUCUCCUUUGCCAAGAAAAUCCAUCUACCUGAAAGAUGUGGCAUAUCAAGAAGCUGAUUAAACAGCAUGAUCAUUAAACAGGUGCAACUUGUGCUUGGGACAAUAAAAGGCCACUCUAAAAUGUGCAGUUUUGUCCCACAACACAAUGCCACAGAUGUCUCAAGUUUUGAGGGAGCAUGCAAUUGGAAUGCUGACUGCAUGAAUGUCCACCAGAGCUGUUGGCAGAUAAUUUAAUGUUCAUUUCUCUACCAUAAACCGCCUCAAUCGUUGUUUUAGAGAAUUUGGUAUUAUGUCCAACCGGCCUCACAACCGCCGACCACUUAUAACCACGCCAGCCCAGGACCUCCACAUCUGGCUUGUUCACCUGCGGGAUGGUCUGAGACCAGCCUCCCAGAUAGUUGAUGAAACUGAGGAGUAUUUCUGUCUGUAAUAAAGCCCUUUUUUGGGGAAAAACUGAUUCUGACUGGCUGGGCCUGGCUCCCCAGUGGGCGUGCCUGGCUCCCCAGGGGGUGUGCCUGGCCCCCAAGUGGGUGGGCCUAUGCCCUCCCAGGCCCACCCAUGGCUGCGCCCCUGCCCAUUAAUGUGAAAUCCAUAGAUUAGGGCCUAAUUUCAUUUAUUUCAAUUGACUGAUUUCCUUAUAUGAACUGUAACUCACUAAAAUCGUUAAUUGUUUCAUGUUACGUUUAUAUUUUUGUUCAUUAUAAUUUCCCAAAUUACUAAGAAAUGCAAAAUGAGGAUGCAUUGAUUGCUUAUGUCUUCACACCCCAGAGUUAAUACUUGGUGGAAGCACCUUUGGCAGCCUUUACAUCUGUGAAUCAUUACAUCAACCUUGUAGUGGCAUCAUGUUAUGGGUAUGCUUGUCAUCUGCAGGGACUGGGGAGUUUGUCAGAAUCAAAAGAAAUAUGAAAGAAUCAAAGCCCAGGUAAAAAGUUCAAGGAACACCUGCCAUUGUCUUCUGAAAACCUAACCCUGGGAUAGUUUUAUUUUCAGCGAGACACAUAUUGGCUUUCCAAGAGGUGGUGAGUGUUCGUGAGUGGUCUAGUCUCAGUCCUGACUUAAAUUUGCUUGACAAUCAGAGAAAAAGUUUGCAUAUUGCUGUCCAUCAAUGAUUCCCAACCAAAUUCACUGAGCUUGAGCAAUUUUGACAAAAACAAUGGACAUACAGUGCCUUCAGAAAGUAUUCAUACCCCUUGACUUAUUCCAUAUUUUGUUGUGUUACAGCCUAAAUUUAAAAUUGAUUAACUGUAUUUCUUUCUCCCCCAUCUACACACGCAUUGAAAACAUGUUUUUAGACAUUUUUGCUAAUUUAUUGAAAAUGAAAUUCAGAAAUAUUAAAUUUACAUAAGUAUUCAGACCCAUUACUCAGUACUUUGUUGAAGCACCUUUGGCAGCGAUUACAGCCUCGAGUCUUCUUGGGUAUGAUGCUGCAAGCUUGGCACACCUGUAUUUGGGGAGCUUCUCCCAUUCUUCUCUGCAGAUCCUCUCAAGCUCUGUCAGGUUGGAUGGGGAGCGUCACUGCACAGCUAUUUUCAGGUCUCCAGAGAUGUUCGAUCGGGUUCAAGUCCGGCUCUGGCUGGGCCUCAAGGACAUUCAGAGACUUGUCCCAAAAUUACUCCUGCGUUGUCUUGGCUGUGUGCUUAGGGCCGUUGUCCUGUUGGAAGGUGAACCUUCACCCCAGUCAGGUCAUGAGUGCUCUGGAGCAGGUUUUCAUCAAGUAGCUCUCUGUACUUUGCUCCGUUCAUCUUUCCCUCGAUCCUGACUAGUCUCCCAGUCCCUGCCACUGAAAAACAUCCCCACAGCAUGAUGCUGCCACCACAUGCUUCAGGGAUGGUGCCUGGUUUCCUCUAGACGUGAAGCUUGGCAUUCAGACCAAAGAGUUCAAUCUUGGUUUCAUCAGACCAGAUAAUCUUGUCUCUCAUUGUCUGAGAGUCCUUUAGGUGGCUUUUGGCAAACUCCAAGAGGGACCUUACAAUUAUCUGUAUGUGUGGGGUACAGAGAUGAGGUAGUCAUUAAAAAAGUAUGUUAAACACUAUUAUUGCACACAGAGUGAGUCCAUGCAACAUGUUACUUGUUAAGCACAUUUUUAUUCCUGAACUUAUUUAGGCUUGCAUUACAAAGGGGUUACAUACUUAUUGAUUCAAGACAUUUCAGCUUUUCAUUUUUUAUGAAUUAGUAAACAUUUCUAAAAACAUAAUUCCACUUUUACAUUACGGGGGAUUGUGUGUGUAAAUUCAGGCUGUAACACAACAACAUGUGGGGAAAAGUCAAGGGGUGUGAAUACGUUCUGAAGGCACUGUAUGUUGCCCUAAGAGUUGUGCAAAGUUGUUAGAAUAUUAUUCAAAAUGAUUUACAGCUGUAAUGGCUGCCAAAUGUGCUCCCACCAAGUAUUAACUCUAAGGUGUGAAGACACAAUUGAGACAACUUCAUUCUUUUAUUUUGAAUUAAUUUUGAAAAAUGUCUAACUUUCACUUUGAAAAUAUGGUAUAGGUUGUGUACAUCUGUAGGGAAAAAAAUCUAAUUGAAUCCCCUUUAAUAUUACAUUUUAAGGCAGCAAAAUGUGAAGACUGUGCAAGGGGUGUGUAGACUUUCACUAGCAACGUUAAGAUACUGUAGAUAAUGCCUUGACUGAGAUAGAAAUCCAAGGAGUAUAAUUUGUAACAGACAGAGACAUUCUUGAUGCUUGGGAACAUCUGGACUGCCAUAUCAAUGUGUUUAUGAGUGUGAGGACUCGACCUGAGGGUGGGUGGUGGGAGGGAAUGGGUGUUCUGUAUGUCUGUCUCUUUAGCAGUCGUCUGAGUUUGUCUAAAGAACUUACUCGCAAAACACUGUCUCCUCUCUCUUAUCUACCAGCUGAAGUCGUAUGACAUCCGGUCAGAGAGCGGGGGGAAGCCCACAGCUCUGACCCUGUGUGAUGUGUUGGCUCUGGGGGACGGUGAGACGACUGGCCUGACCCUCACAGACUUACUGGCUGUUAUCAAGGGACACGCUCCCGAGGGACAUGAUGUAUAGUAUUACCUUUCCAAAUGUAGCAUUACGAUCAAGAUGUUCAAACCCCUCAGUCUUACUGAGGAUAAAUAUCAGAAGAGAUGGGCCUAUAUUGCUUGCUAUGCUCUUGUCCACAUUUGACACAUGCAAACUUGUUGGCCUACUUUUUUAAUGUAUUUUAUUGUUAUAACCAACUUUGAUAUAUAUAUAUAUAUACAGUGGGGAGAACAAGUAUUUGAUACACUGCCGAUUUUGCAGGUUUUCCUACUUACAAAGCAUGUAGAGGUCUGUAAUUUUUAUCAUAGGUACACUUCAACUGUGAGAGACAGAAUCUAAAACAAAAAUCCAGAAAAUCACAUUGUAUGAUUUUUAAGUAAUUAAUUUGCAUUUUAUUGCAUGACAUAAGUAUUUGAUCACCUACCAGUAAGAAUUCCGGCUCUCACAGACAGGUUAGUUUUUCUUUAAGAAGCCCUCCUGUUCUCCACUCAUUACCUGUAUUAACUGCACCUGUUUGAACUCGUUACCUGUAUAAAAGACACCUGUCCACACACUCAAUCAAAGAGACUCCAACCUCUCCACAAUGGCCAAGACCAGAGGGCUGUGUAAGGACAUCAGGGAUAAAAUUAUAGACCUGCACAAGGCUGGGAUGGGCUACAGGACAAUAGGCAAGCAGCUUGGUGAGAAGGUAACAACUGUUGGUGCAAUUAUUAGAAAAUGGAAGAAGUUCAAGAUGACGGUCAAUCACCCUCAGUCUGGGGCUCCAUGCAAGAUCUCACCUCGUGGGGCAUCAAUGAUCAUGAGGAAGGUGAGGGAUCAGCCCAGAACUACACGGCAGGACCUUGUCAAUGACCUGAAGAGAGCUGGGACCACAGUCUCAAAGAAAACCAUUAGUAACACACUAUGCCUUCAUGGAUUAAAAUCCUGCAGCACACGCAAGGUCCACCUGCUCAAGCCAGCGCAUGUCCAGGCCCAUCUUAAGUUUGCCAAUGACCAUCUGGAUGAUCCAAAGGAGGAAUGGGAGUAGGUCAUGUGGUCUGAUGAGACAAAAAUAGAGCUUUUUGGUCUAAACUCCACUCGCCAUGUUUGGAGGAAGAAGAAGGAUGAGUACAACCCCAAGAGCACCAUCCCGACCGUGAAGCAUGGAGGUGGAAACAUCAUUCUUUGGGGAUGCUUUUCUGCAAAGGGGACAGGACGACUGCACCGUAUUGAGGGGAGGAUGGAUGGGGCCAUGUAUCGCGAGAUCUUGGCCAACAACCUCCUUCCCUCAGUAAGAGCAUUGAAGAUGGGUCGUGGCUGGGUCUUCCAGCAUGACAACGACCCGAAACACACAGCCAGGGCAACUAAGGAGUGGCUCCGUAAGAAGCAUCUCAAGGUCCUGGAGUGGCCUAGCCAGUCUCCAGACCUGAACCCAAUAGAAAAUCUUUGGAAGGAGCUGAAAGUCCGUAUUGCCCAGCGACAGCCCCGAAACCUGAAGGAUCUGGAGAAGGUCUGUAUGGAGGAGUGGGCCAAAAUCCCUGCUGCAGUGUGUGCAAACCUGGUCAAGACCUACAGGAAACGUAUGAUCUCUGUAAUUGCAAACAAAGGUUUCUGUACCAAAUAUUAAGUUCUGCUUUUCUGAUGUAUCAAAUACUUAUGUCAUGCAAUAAAAUGCAAAUUAAUUACUUGAAAAUCAUACAAUGUGAUUUUCUGGAUUUUUGUUUUAGAUUCCACCUCUCACAGUUGAAGUGUACCUAUGAUAAAAAUUACAGACCUCUACAUGCUUUGUAAAUAGGAAAACCUGCAAAAUCGGCAAUGUAUCAAAUACUUGUUCUCCCCACUGUAUAUAUAUAUAUACACAGUGAGGGGAAAAAGUAUUUGAUCCCCUGCUGAUUUUGUACGUUUUCCCACAGACAAAGAAAUUAUCAGUCUAUAAUUUUAAUGGUUGGUUUAUUUGAACAGUGAGAGACAGAAUAACAACAACAAAAAUCCAGAAAAACGCAUGUCAAAAAUGUUAUUAAUUGAUUUGUAUAUUUGACGGUACAUGGCCCCGUCCAUCGUCCCUUUGAUGCGGUGAAGUUGUCCUGUCCCUUUGGCAGAAAACACCCCCAAAGCAUAAUGUUUCCACCUCAAUGUUUGACUGUGGGGAUGGUGUUCUUGGGGUCAUAGGCAGCAUUCCUCCUCCUCCAAACACGGCGAGUUGUCAUUGGCAAACUUCAGACAGGCCUGUAUAUGUGCUUUCUUGAGCAGGGGGACCUUGCGGGCACUGCAGGAUUUCAGUCCUACACGGCGUAGUAUGUUACCAAUUGUUUUCUUGGUGACUAUGGUCCCAGCUGUCUUGAGAUCAUUGACAAGAUCCUCCCGUGUAGUUCUGGGCUGAUUCCUCACCGUUCUCAUGAUCAUUGCAACUCCACGAGGUGAGAUCUUGCAUGGAGCCCCAGGCCAAGGGAGAUUGACAGUUAUUUUGUGUUUCUUCCAUUUGCGAAUAAUCGCACCAACUGUUGUCACCUUCUCACCAAGCUGCUUGGCGAUGGUCUUGUAGCCCAUUCCAGCCUUGUGUAGGUCUACAAUCUUGUCCCUGACAUCCUUGGAGAGCUCUUUGGUCUUGGCCAUGGUGGAGAGUUUGGAAUCUGAUUGAUUGAUUGCUUCUGUGGACAGGUGUCUUUUAUACAGGUAACAAACUGAGAUUAGGAGCACUCCCUUUAAGAGUGUGCUCCUAAUCUCAGCUCGUUACCUGUAUAAAAGACACCUGUGAGACAGAAAUCUUUCUGAUUGAGAGGGGGUCAAAUACUUAUUUCCCUCAUUAAUAGGCAAAUACAUUUAUAACAUUUUUGACAUUCGUUUUUCUGGAUUUUUUUUGUUGUCAUUCUGUCUCUCACUGUUCAAAUAAACCUACCAUUAAAAUGAUAGACUGAUCAUUUCUUUGUCAGAGGGCAAACGUACAAAAUCAGCAGGGGAUCAAAUACUUUUUUCCCUCACUGUAUAUAUACUAAUGUACAGUAUCUGUUUUGUUUGCUUCUCAUCAAUAAAAUGAUUCCCCAACACAAUAGUUUCAAAGUUAUGCGCCCAUCAAAGCUGACGCUUUGAACACACCGACUGCGUCAUUGCGUUUUGGUACACCAGAAGUACAUUAAUUUCCAAUGGAACGCUGCGUUUGCCUUGCAGCAUUGCAUUGCAGAGGCAGUUGCAGUGCAUUCUGUGUGGUGCAUACUUUGGAUUUAUCGAACAUAUUUGUCAAACUGUAUUCUUAAACGGGUUGACAGAAAUGGUAGCAGAAGGUGAAUGUUGAACUUUUGUUGCACACAUAUCUAGAUGAUGCUGCAUACUAUUUUGCGCAACGACUCAGUCGGCGUGUUCAAAGCGUGAGACCAGGUUACAGACCUGAUCCAUCGAUAAAUGACCAAAUCCAUUGUGCGAUGUUCGUUCUGAAUGCCUGCCAAAUCAUGUUCCCCAGUGAGGACCUUACAGAGACACUGAGGACACUUCAAGCUGAGAUCGCAUAUCUGGGUGAGCUCAUCCCAAAACUUCAGAGAGCAAUUUUGAUAUCAGUUGAUCAUAGAUAUACCUAACUGAUUUCUCUCUCUCUCUCUCACACUCCUUCACACACACACACACACACACACACACACACACACACACACACACACGACACCAUCCUCUCCAGACAUCCCCCAGGUGGUUCUGUUGACCCAUGUGGACAAGGUGUGUCAUGCCGUCCAAGAGGAUGUGACGUUUGUCUACUCUAUACGAAUCCUACAGGAGAAUGGUAGGUUAAAUAAUUCAAAUGUUUUAAUCAAUUUAGAUUCACUCUAUAAUAUGAUGAAACAGUAUUUUUAAAGUUUUAUUUGCAAUCUAUUUUCUAUCUAUCAUAUGUUCUGCUAUGCCACAGUUGCAGAAGUCAGCAGAGGUGGUGGUUUUGCCAGUGUCCUAUGUGCUUCCAGUAAAGAACCUCCACAUUUGCAGAAUUCCACCAUAAGCCCAGUAACCUUUUAA